GCAUGGGCAGGUGCCUUCCUUUCCAAGGUUCGCCGUUGUUUUCCUCUCAUCGAGGUAGAUGAUAUCAACGAGCGUGUCUGUCAAGAGGACAAGCUUUCCGGGGCCAAGAAAUACGGAACAUUUCGGCCGUACAGCUGGGUGGAAAGGGCCAAGUAUAGGUGUAUAGUGAGACGUAACGAGCCGAACAACAGAAAUGUCAUGCUCCAUUGGGAGGGCACGGAUUCGGGAGUCAUGACCCUCGACUUCGAGUCAAUCCAAUGUAUGGCCAGACUCAGGUCGUUGCAUGCCGCACCAAAGGAAGGCCACUACCGACGGGGCUACGAUGCGAACUACAACGCUCUUCUAGUUGAGGGCGCCUUUACCAUAGCACACGAACUCGUGCACUGUUUUGUCGGCUUCUUAUCCGGGGACCGCGCUUUACGGACUCCCCCAAGUUUCCUGCCGGUCGGUUUUGAGCAGCGCGGCUCAAAUCACGGAGAGUCCGGAAGAAUGUGGGAGCUUUUAGUCCUCGGUGGCUGUGUGUCAUUGUCUGGGUUGACGGGGAAGGACGACGAGCUCCCACAGUUACGGAUAUGGCUUGAAAAUAACCACAAGGAAAUCGUGGUCGACCCGGAGGUAGUGGAGGCAAUAGUCCAGCGCAGGUUCGGGUUCCCCUUGAGGACCAUUGGGGAGUGGGAGCGGGUUGGAAAACGUGACCGGAAGGCAGCAUCUGUCUCGCGGCUUCUCAACGGCGUGAAAAGUCUAAUCUUUGGACCGGCGCAGCCCAAGUCCCGGCGGCCUCCUUCUCGGCCGCCCGUGGGGUUAGUGGAGGUCACCAAGACUUCACAAGGCAGCGGUGACCACGCAAGCCCGACUCCGGCCGCUUUGCGACAUAUCAGUUGCGGUCCUCCCGGCCCUCCAACAACUACUUCGGAGGCUGCUGUGGGCGGACAAAGAGGGCCCGAGCCUGCCACGAGAGAACAUGAUACAAGACAGGCAACGACCCCAGCUAGGGAGGCUCCUCCAAACCCUGACCAUCCCCGACAUGAUCUCCCGCGGAGUCAAGGCCCUCGGAUUACCGAAGUCACAGCUCCAAGGAAGACUCCCGUGUCCGCGGAAAGGAAUGCUCGGCCGUCAGCUCCUGUAGCUCCUGUGGCCCGUUCCAGCAACAGCGCCACGUCUUCUCGGAACCCUCGGGCGUCUUUUCAGUCCCCUAGUACCACAACUACCACGGCCUCCCCACACGGGUCCCCGUCCUCAGGACGUGGCCUGCGGUGCCAAGAGGGGGUAUCUGCGGCCGGCGUAGGUAAGGGCGCGAGGUCUACGAAGGGCCGCCCUCAGACUCCUACUUAAAGACGUGCCUCAUACUAGUAAGGCGUACGUGCUGGUUUAGGCGGGAAACGGCGGGAAAAAGCUGGAUGGGGAGACGGGCGAAGCCUUUGGGGGCCACGCCCUCCAUCUGGAAAGAUGAAAGUGGGUUCAAGGUUGCGGUGCGACCCACGGGGGCUCGUACAGCAUUUAGACCGCACUCUGGCCCCAUCCAUUGAGCGCCAAAGGAAUGUAAGAGGAGCCAAAACGCCAAUCUAUGAUCUUGGCCGUUGCGAUCAAAUAUGUUAUUAGUAUAAGCAGUGAACAAGCCGUACAUUCACACCGCGUUGUUCAUUUUCGGGCGGAUGAGAAUAGUGUCGAGGUGAAACUGGAUAAACAGAGUUACCCAGGUCUGAACAUCAGAAGGAAGUGAAGAACAGGAGUGACGAAUACGAGUUGUUCGUCGCUUGAGCGGGGAGUUCAGGGCAUCCGAGCCACGAGAUAUGGAUUACCGGC
Chaetomium fimeti is the source of this 1803-nucleotide messenger RNA. RefSeq lists its product as uncharacterized. The coding region runs from base 199 to 1332 and encodes 377 amino acids. Lineage: Eukaryota; Fungi; Ascomycota; Sordariomycetes; Sordariales; Chaetomiaceae. The transcript has 3 exons. The record is from RefSeq and is a predicted model, not a curated record.